AUGCAAUCUGUGACUAUACCUCUGUGGAAAGCCACGGAAGACGGUUCAGAGGUGCGGAUCGACGAGGCCGACCUGUACAGAUACGAGCGAUAUAGGUGGCUGACCGAAGAACCUCGCAAGCUCGCCAUGCGCUACCGUAAAUUGAACCUGCAGGCGCUAGUGGAUGCAUCCGUAAAGGCGAGCGGGCAUGGAGGAAAUGAAUGUGUCAAGCUUCUCAAGUGUGUGGAAGGGCAAUUCAACAAAGCCUUCGUGUUGACCAUGAGCUCCGGCGAUGAAAUAGUCGCCCGAUUACCCAAUCCCAAUGCAGGCCCCGCCUUCUUCACAGUGGCAUCAGAGGUUGCGACCCGCCACCUGGUAGGUGAAGUUGUUCGCUACAGGUUCCGUUCUAAGUAA
Molecule: messenger RNA, 393 nt
Organism: Aspergillus melleus
Lineage: Eukaryota; Fungi; Ascomycota; Eurotiomycetes; Eurotiales; Aspergillaceae
Exons: 4
Coding region: 1-393 (130 amino acids)
Cellular component (GO): mitochondrion
Source: RefSeq, a predicted model, not a curated record